CGGCACUGCCAUAAUCUGGCAUCCAUCGAUGAAAUGAGCCCACCAGACACAUCCAACACCACGAGCGAAGGGGAUUCUGGGGCAACCAAUCCCUGGUUGCAAUUCAACGAAAGCAUGGGUUUAUAUCCACCUGGUUUCCACAGUGACAUCACCAAGCAUCUUGGAGUCCAGAUCACCCUGAUAACAGCUUAUUCCCUCAUCAUUCUGCUGGGGCUGGUGGGGAACGCUCUUGUCAUUUACAUGAUUGUUCGUUACAGAAACAUGCGAACAGUGACCAACUUCUUCAUAGCUAACCUGGCUCUGGCAGACCUCCUGGUGGACACUCUCUGCUUGCCCUUCACUCUGGUUUACACUCUGCUAGAUGAGUGGAAGUUCGGGUCUGUGUUGUGCCAUAUGGUGCCGUUUGCCCAGGCCCUGAGUGUGCAUGUAUCCAUCCUGACCCUGACUGUCAUCGCUUUGGAGCGGUACCGCUGCAUCAUCUUUCACCUUGGCCGGCGCCUCACAUGGCACUCCAGCUUCCUCAUCAUGGCAUUCACCUGGACUAUGUCUGCUGUCCUGGCAGCACCCUUGGCCAUCUUCAGAGAGUACCGCCAAGAAGAGAUCCCUUCCAUCAACCUGCGUAUCGCUGUCUGCUCUGAGAAGUGGCCCCACGGGACCAGCAGGGAUGGAGUCAUCUACAGCCUCUCAAUGCUGCUCCUACAGUACAUUCUGCCUUUAGCCAUCAUCAGUUACACUUACAUCUGCAUCUGGGUCAAACUGAAGAAUCAUAUAAGCCCAUCCACCCGUAUCGACAGCAUCAACCGCCGCAAAAAGACCACCAAGAUGUUGGCGCUGGUGGUGGUGGUGUUUGCUACCUGCUGGCUGCCGUUCCAUGUGUUUCAACUGGCCAGCGACCUGGACCUGGUGCUCAGGUUUAAGGAGUACAAACUAAUAUACACAGUGUUCCAUAUCAUAGCUAUGUGUUCAACUUUUACCAACCCUCUCCUGUAUGGGUGGAUGAAUAAAAACUACAGGAAUGGCUUCCUCAUGGUCUUCCGGUGUGAGGACAGGCUAGAUUCCUUCCACCCCGAGGCCUCGUUCAGGACACGCUCUACAAGAAGGCUGACUCUGAACGGUCGUAAUGGCGGACAACCUCCGACUGCUGUAUGAGAUUGACACAAUUUAACAAGCCUGUAGGAUUUUACCGAACACAUUGAACGCACCUGUGGUUUGUCGUUCAAAAGUAGCCUUUGACUUAAAUGGCUUGAUCUUGAGUAUCUAAAUGUCACUAGAGAGAGGGCUCAAAGCUUUGCAUGCAAACCGCUUCAUGUAAGGCUCUCCUUUCCUUUGUAACUGGUAGCCUACUAGUAAAAAUGCAUUUGUCAAACAUAUUCAAAUAUGUGUUUAAGAUGUUCACUAGGCUGUUAAUUAACUCGGUACAAUGUAUAAUGUGUCUCCUGUAAAUGCAGAACUCUUGUUGGUAGGUAAAGUUCAAUUCAUUUUGCACUCCAUUACAUACAUCACCUGCAGGCUAUUCAUUUGUUCAUACUUGGAGAAAGAAGGUGAUUGUUAUGAUUGUAUAAACAAAUUUAAUUUUUCACACUUGUUUUUCUAUUUGUUGGCUGUUCAAAACAUUUGGCUGAUCUUUAUUUAAUCAUUCCAAACGCUGCGUUUUGGAUCAAUUCCAAUGUUGUUGCAGAGUAACAUUCAAUCCUCGCCUAAGGAAUCCAGAGGAGCCUAUUUUUGUCCAACCAGAAAGUUAAUUAUGUUCACCUGGCAACCAGCUGUUUCCGAUUAGAUGGGCCAGCAGCACAUCUGCCUCAAAAGGAAUGGGAUCAAUGUGAGACUUCUUGAUUUGUUCAUCAUAUAAUGUUGGCCGUUGCUUUAAGGAUAU
Etheostoma cragini (Arkansas darter) is the source of this 1873-nucleotide messenger RNA. It is a transcript of the gene npy7r, whose product is annotated as neuropeptide Y receptor Y7. Gene Ontology annotation, cellular component: membrane. The record is from RefSeq and is a predicted model, not a curated record. Bases 34 to 1149 code for a protein of 371 amino acids. NCBI's taxonomy places the organism in Eukaryota, Metazoa, Chordata, Actinopteri, Perciformes, Percidae. The transcript has a single exon. Gene Ontology annotation, molecular function: neuropeptide Y receptor activity. Gene Ontology annotation, biological process: G protein-coupled receptor signaling pathway.